Molecule: messenger RNA, 8207 nt
Organism: Pangasianodon hypophthalmus (striped catfish)
Lineage: Eukaryota; Metazoa; Chordata; Actinopteri; Siluriformes; Pangasiidae
Gene: ccdc88c
Product: coiled-coil domain containing 88C
Exons: 30
Coding region: 1210-7038 (1942 amino acids)
Biological process (GO): cytoplasmic microtubule organization; cytoskeleton-dependent intracellular transport
Cellular component (GO): cytoplasm; centrosome
Molecular function (GO): microtubule binding; dynein light intermediate chain binding
Source: RefSeq, a predicted model, not a curated record
UAAUUGAUGGACUGCUAGACACAGUAAAAUAAAGUGCAGCACAAACUCUCACUAAUAGUCACUACUACUUCAUGGAUACUUUCCAUUAAAUAGUACACUCUCAGAAAAGGGUACUAAACUAUAAAGCUCCUUGUUGCUGGGGUAGCACCCUUACCUUUUGUACCUUUUACUAUUUAUCCUUGUGUGGAAAUGUAGUCAUUGUUUACCUUUAAAAAGAUUUAAGGUACAUAAUUAGCCUGUAAUUAACUUUUUGGAUAAAAAGUACUCUAUUUGCACAUUUCUAGGUAGGAGCUACAUGCUAAAGCUGUAUCACCCCAGUCACAACGAAUGGUACAAUUUAGUACUCUUUUUUUUCUCUCUGAGAGUGUAGGUUUUGCAUUUUUUAAAUUUACAAGGUGUGUGAACAGCUCUGGAAACGUCUGAAGUAAAGUUUCAUUUAUUGCUUAACUCAUUUUAAUCAGGUGUGAGACAUAAUAGAGGCUAGCAGAGGGUGCUAUUGAGCUAAAAGGCACUUGAGUAACCUGCGAUUCCGUUUGGCCUGUUAGUUACGUCAUUUACGCCUCCCGGGUUCAUUCAUUGGCUAUUUCUCUCAAUCUCGAGGCGGUGACUUAUUUCUGAUUGGCUCUUUGAUUGGGAUGUCAUAGUGCCUCAGUAUUCAUGCUUAACACAGGUUGAAUGCUCGGCAACAAAGUAACGCAAGUGAAGCGUGUGGGCAGGAGGUGAACUUUAUUCGUUUACAACACUGCAGGCCAUAACUUUUUUUUUCCCCCUUAUGAUGUUAUGAGAUUCCGGGUUUGGAUUGCGGAUUAGGAUUUUUAGAUUGUUCCUGAUUUGUUGGUUUUUUUGUUUGUUUUUUGGGUUUAUUAUCUGUUCGGAGCUCUUGUAUGCUGACUUUGUUCAGGACCCCCGCUCAUUGAUCAUGUCUCAGGAGGAAAUGGUGCUGUGAAUGUUUAUCACGCAACAUCUACCAGCGCCGCUUUCUAGCUCCUGGAAAGUACCUUGGUGUUUUAUUUCUACGCCGCACGUGCUUUUUUUUCACGCGCAUCUUUGUGGCGCGUGAAGGAUAGAAAUGUUUCACAUUGUGAAGUUUGGUUUCAUUUUGCACGCCACGGUGUUGCGGUGCUGCUCUGGGCUGCAGUGUGGAGUUUAGGGAAUGUGGUAGAGAACUGAGUGGUAUAAACGCUUUUUUUUUUAUUUCUGUUUCUCAAAAUGGAUGUAACUGUGUCUGAGCUGAUGGCGAACUUCAUGGAGUCCCCGCUGGUGGUUUGGGUGAAGACCUUUGGGCCGCUGGGUUCUAACUCCGACGACAAGCUCUCCAUGUUCAUGGAGUUAGUGGAUGGGGUCUUCCUUCAUAAGAUCAUGACCCACAUAGAUCCAAAUCCUACCAACCACCGAGUGAACAAACAAGUGAACAGUGAUGUCAACCUCAGAAUCCAGAACCUCAGCACUGUUACCAGACACAUCAAAAAUUACUAUCAGGAAAAUCUCCAGCAGCUUGUUCUGAUGACGUUACCCAACGUUCUGACCAUCGCCAAGGACCCUUUGUCAGGCAAGAGCAUGGAGGAGAUGAAGAGGCUUUUGCUGCUGCUCCUGGGUUGUGCUGUUCAGUGUGAGCGUAAAGAGGAAAUCAUUGAGAAGAUUAAGCUGCUAGAUAUUGAAACCCAGGCAGCCAUAGUCUCCCAUAUCCAGGAGGUGACCCACAACCAGGAGAAUGUUCUAGACAUGCAGUGGCUGGAGGUGGGGGAGCUGCCACCCGAGGACCUGGAACCACUGUCUCGUACCAUGGCCUUUCACCUACGUAAGCUCAUUGAUGAGCGUGACGAGUGCUCAGAGCUGGUAUUGGAGCUGACUCAAGAGAGAGAUUACUUGCAGUUGCAGCAACUCCCUAGCUCCGUAGGCUGCUCCAGUGCUGACCAGUCCGCUCAGCCUUCUAUACUCACCAGAGAAGAACGGCAGCACCUGGCAGUGGAGCUUGCCGACACGAAGGCCAAACUGCGCCGUUCCCGCCAAGAACUAGAAGAGAAGACAGAGCAGCUGAUUGAUGCUAGGAAUGAACUGGAACGUCUGGAUGCAGAGAUGCAAAAGCUGAAACAGGAGAACAUGCAGCUUUUGGCGGAGGCACGGUCGGUACGUGCUUAUCGUGAUGAGGUGGAUGCUCUGAGGGAACGUGCAGGCAAAGUGGAUAGACUUGAAACAGAACUUGCUCGCUUCAAAGAGAAACUUCAUGAUGUCCACUUCUACAAGGCCCGCAUGGAGGAGCUGAGAGAGGACAAUAUGACCCUGCUAGAGACAAAGGCCAUGCUGGAGGAGCAGCUGGGUACAGCUAGGGGGCGCUGUGACAAACUACAUGAGCUGGAGAAGGAGAACCUGCAUCUGCGCUCCAAACUGCAUGAUAUGGAGAUUGACCGGGAUAGUGAUAAGAAGCGUCUAGAGGAGCUGCUGGAGGAGAAUAUGAUGCUGGAGAUUUCACAGAAGCAGAGCAUGAACGAGUCUGCUCACUUGGGCUGGGAGCUGGAGCAGCUGGCUAAGAACAAUGAGGUCAACGACGUACGCAAGUCAUUUGUGGUUGAGAUGAAUGAGUCAGCCUCCAGUCGGCUCCUGAAGCUGGAGAAGGAGAACCAGAGCUUGCAGAGCACCAUCCAGAACCUGCGUGAGGCCACACUCAGCCUCGAAGAGGGUCAGCUCCACACUAUGGAGCUGGAGAGGGAGAACCAGGGCCUCAGCAAGAAGCUUGAAAGACUGCAGACUCAACUGGACCAGGAGAAGCAGACCAUAAAGGACAUGGAGAGUCUUGGAGAAAAGCUCAUCAAGGAAAAGCAGAGAAUGGAGAAAGAUCUGGAAACCCUGAGGGUAGAAAAGGGUAAACAGAUCUCCGAGCUGGAGCGAGAGAAGGAGCACCUGAGCCAAACUGUGAACUCCCUGAGGAAACGUGCCCAGGAGGACAGCGAGGAACGCGUGCGUGAGGUGGAAACGGAGAAUCGUAUCCUCCACCAGAAGAUCUCGGACAAAGCAAGUCAGCUGGUGCAGAUUGAGAACGAGAAGCAGCAGAUCACCAAGCAGUUAGAAGGUGAGCGUGAACGUGCCAAGGAGCUGCAGGGGAAGGUAAAGAGCUUAGAGUGUGCUCAGAAGCAACUCCAGGAUCAGCUUACCUCACUCAAAGUGGCUGAAGAGCAGCUUGAAGCCUUGCAGCGCAAGAACAGCUUCCUGGAGCAGGAAAACUGGGGGAUGAAGAAGGACGCAGAAGAGUUACAGAGUGACAAUAUGCGUCUGACUCUGCUGGAGAAGGAGCACAGGAAGCUGGAAAAUGAGAAUGUGGAGCUUCGGGGCACUGUAGCUGAGCUCCGUUCCCAGGCCAAGCGUACCGAAAGACUGGAGAUCAGUUGCAGCAGCCUUGAUAAAGAGAACCAGCGGCUCCAGCAGAGUCUGGAAAGUAGCAGCACCAAAAUUCAGGCCCUCAAGAAUGAACUGCACGAGGCCGAGGUCCAGAGCGAGGAACUGCGGCAUGAACUGGAGGAGCUGAGGAAGGUGGCGAGACGUGCUGAGGAGGCAGAGAAGGAGCGGCGGAAAGUGGAGCAGGAGCUGAGCCAAGCUGAGAAAGAGAGAAAGCAGCUGGAGAGAGAGGCACGUAGGCUGAGGCAGCAAGUGGAUGUGAGGGAAUCUGCACUUGAGGAGAGCACGCUUAAGCUGAGCAGCAUGGAAAAAGAGGGAACAGCCAUGAACAGGGAGCUUGCAAGGCUCCAGGAGGUUGCCAGUAGAGUCAAGGAUAUGGAGAAAGAGAACAAGGAACUGCAGAAACAGGUCACCAUUGACAAGAAGACCUUGGCCACACUCCGAGAGGAGCUGGUGAAUGAGAAGCUGAGGGUGCAGCAGCAGUGUAAUGAGCUAGAGAAGCUCAGUCAUGAGCUGGAGAAGAUUGGCCUGAACCGAGAGAGACUGCUGCAGGAGGAGCACAGCUGUGAGGAUAAUAAAUACAGGAUCCUGGAGACAAAGAUUGAGUCAGCUCUGAAGAAUUCCCUGGAGCUGAAGGAGGAAAAGAUUCAGGGCCUGGAGUCACGCCUAGAGGAGAGCAGCAGCUUGAACCAGCAGCUACGUACUGAGCUCACAUCGGUGAAGAAGACACUAGAGGCCUUGAGGCAGAGGCAGGAGGAGGAGGCUGCCCACUCUGAAAUAUCCCAGAAGGCUGUGGAGCAGGGCAGAUCUGGUACCGGCCAAGAGAAAUGGGAGACGGAGCAGAGAGAAAUCACAGCUGAGCUGCUUAAACUCAAAGAUCGUCUGAUCGACGUGGAAAAGAAUAAUGCAUCCCUACAGACAGAGAAGCAUCUACUGAAAGAGCACCUGAAGCAGCUGGACUCCCAAAACACACAGCUCAAUGCUCAGACACUUGCUCUGCAAAAACAGGCCACAACACUGCAGGAGCAAAACACCGCCCUUCACAAAGACACCGCCAAACUACAGGUAGAGAACUCCACACUGAAAUCUCAGAGCUCGUCUCUGACCGCUCAGUACACGGCCCUACAGACUCAGCUGCAGACUCUGGAGGCAGAGGCUGAGGGUCUGCAGAGGCAGCAUGAGGAGGCUCGAGCCAAACGUGACAGCAUCGCUCAGGACCACGAGCGCCUGCUCAGUGUCCAUGAGAGGCAGGCAGCCGAAUACGAGCAGCUCAUCACCCAGCACACUGCCUUGAAGAGCAGCCAGAGAACGCUGGAGCAGGAACACCGCAGCCUGGAGAGCAAGUAUGCGCUGCUUCUAAAACAGAAGGAUGCUGUGGAGGAGCUGGAGGCAUCUCUGCUGAGAGAGAGGGAGAGUUUGGGGGAAGAGAUCCGUAAGAAUGCUCAGAUUAUGGGAGAGAACCGCAGCCUGAGAGAGGAGAUGGACAGACUGUCGCAAAAACAUGCACAUUUGCGUCAAGAGUAUGACGGGCUGCAGCUUCAGAGCAAAGAGUUAAAGACUUCUCUGAAUGAAUCACAGCUGGAGCUGAACCGCUGGCAAGCACGCUUUGACCAACUCAAAGAGCAGCACCAAGGCCUGGACAUCUCCAUGACCAAACUGGACAACCACUGUGAGCUGUUGACUCGGCUGAAGGGGAAUCUGGAGGAGGAGAACCACCACCUGCUGAGCCAGAUCCAGAUGCUGAGCCAGCAGAACCAGACACUGCUGGAAAGGUCCAUGGAGAGCAAGGAGCUGUACCAUGAGGAGCAGAAACAGUACAUUGAUAAGCUGAAUUCGUUACGGAGGCAGAAAGAGAAACUGGAAGAGAAGAUCAUGGAUCAGUACAAGUUCUAUGACCCAACUCCUAAAAAGAGGAGUCACUGGGUGGGAGCUAAAGCUCUAGCCAAAUUCAUGAAGCCCAAGAAGGAGGCAUCACGUGAGAGGCAGGACAGCUCUCGUGAGCGGAUCCGAAGUGCCCCAGACAUCCCUCUCCCAGAGAUCCCUCACUCUCUAGAUUGUUCCACCAGCAGCCCAACAAUUGCUCCACCUCCACUUCCCUCUCGACAGACUUGCCACAAUCUGGACUCGCCAGGCAGUAUCUCAUUGGAUGAAAACCAUGUCCACUCCUCCCCGAUCUUAUCCGCAGCUUCAAACAAAAGAGGUCUGAGUUACAGCAGUGGUUCCCGAAGCUCAGAGGGGUACCGGCCAGGAGGGGGCAGCACAGAGGACAUGAACGGAUAUGAGGAGCUGGUGCUUAGACAGAGAGGCUUAGAACCAGGGGCAUCCUGCUCAACUCCGCUGAACCACAACUCCGACAGUGCACCAGGCUUCACCCCUUCUAGCUUGAGGCCAGGGCGCAGGCCCAAAGGAUUAAUCUCUGAGGAGGACCUGCGUAUGCACUCCCUUGAUGCCGGCUUUGGGAGCGGUGGCCAUGGAAACGCAGGGCUCAGGCCCAGUUCAGCUGAUUACAGUCGCAACACCUCCAGCAGCAGCUCUCCAGUCAACUCAAAAGAUUCCUUGGAGCGCCUGAAGAGACGUUCUGCCAGUCUCUCCAGUGAUGAUGUGGUUGGACUGAGCCAUGAGAGCUCCACACUUAGCCAGUCCUCUCUGCUACCUCGUAGCUCCACCCUUCCCUAUGAAGCCACACCUCAAUCACGGUCUACCCCACGAACCACCUGUCCACGCCCCAGCUCCCCUGGCAGUGAGAUGGUCACCCUGGAGGAGUUUCUGCAGGAGAGCAACACCCUGUCACCUCCUACUGUACACACAGGAAGUCGGGAGGACCUAAUGACUGACUAUUUCACCAGAGUGGGCAGGCCAACGCCACCCACGAGAGAUGGCGCCAAAACACCCACUAGUUACGUCACGCCCACCAUCAAAACAACAGCUUCCGUACCAGAUGGGCGAUCUUCCAAACCUGGGCACAGUGUUAAACCAAGUGUACGACUCACAGAGUCUUCCAUGACCCUUUCUCAAUCCCAGACACUUCCUAUCCGAGGCACUAGUGGGACAGGGGGGCGGUCCUUGCACCUGCAGCACUCAGGGCCUCGAGGAGGAACCGCAGGCAGCAGCAGCCUGAGCCGCACUUUCAGCCUGGCCUCAGCCGACCUCCUCCAAUCAAAUGGCCCUGACGGUUACCGGCCCGAGGUGGGUGGCACCAUUCAGGCCGAGGGGGUGACAAGGAGGGAGCGUCCACUUUCAGCCAGGCUCACUGGAAGCUCUGGGCACCUUUCACUAGACCCCCGGCGUCUCUCUGUAGCUCCUCCCAGAGAUGACCCACCCAUCACUUCCUCCUCCGCUGCUUUGCAGUCAGACCGAGGCUACACUGGAAGUAGUGGCCGCUCAGGAACCAUUCACUCGACCACUUCACACUAUCCUCGGGGUGAGGUGGCAUUGGUGACGCCAGUGCGUGCUGUCUCUGCCCUGAGGCAAAAGGAGGUAGAGGAGCACAGGGAGACCAGGCAGGCUGAGCAGUCUUCCUCCUCUCUGAAGAAAUCAGACAGUUCGGGCCCAGGCUGUUAUGUAGAGGAGAGGCCCAUGAGCACACCAGCCUCACCAGACCCCAACAACGACCAGCAGACUGUUUGGUACGAAUAUGGCUGUGUGUAACCCAAAGUCCAACCCUGUGGCAGCUCUGUUAAACCAUGUCCACAGUGUUUUUGAUGCAUAUCACUUUGGGACAGCAAUGGUGUGGACUUUUGACUGACAGCAUUAAUAAGUAAAUGGAUUUUUUAAAAAACCCAGUAAACCAACAAAGAGCAUUCACUCUCUCUGUGCCGCAUCGUUCACAAGCCUACUGUGUAAGACUCAUACAUAGAUUGGCCAAGGAAUGUGUUCGGGGUUUAACAUUGCUUGAGAAGGUUUACUCUUCCGCUAUCACACACCAGAGAUUUCCUCCAGCUUUCUGCGGACAGCGUGCCUGGCAGGUCCAAGUUCUAUUCUGAAUGCAAAACUCAAACAUUGGUCUUCACUUGAAGGACCGCUCCCUGGAUAAUCAUAGAGUAAUUACAGUAUCCAUCUUUAGGAGGUGGGGUGAAAACAGCGAGUCCAUCAUUCAGACAGUCUCAAUGGGAUAGGUUACUGGAAACAGCUUCUCUCUCUGAGACUGUAUUGACAGACUAGUGCCUGAACCCUUUUGUGGCUGUGGGUUACCACCUCUUUGCUUCAGAACUGGGUUUUGGUCAUGCAUGGGUUACAGAAACAAAAGAUUGAAUGGGGAAUAGUGAAAAAUAAAAACAGAGCGGUGGAGAUGAAGUUGGAAGUGAAGAUUAAUGCAGAGAGCAGGACUUUCUACACUGAAGUGACACAUUUUGACACAGAGUGUCAAACUCCUGUGGUUUCAUUUACAUUUGAGGCAUUGACCUCAAGAUCUAAAGUGCAUUUCUACAAAUUGUGUCAUUCUGACAUAAUAGUGUAACAAACCUUUGAAACACUGGCUUUUUUAUAUAUGUAAAUACAUUGUAAGAGCACUAUGUGACCUGGACCUUUGGAGCCUUAACUGGAGUCUUAACACUGGACACAUUCCCCAGUUCUCUGUAGGAGAUUAAUCACAAGUAAUACUAACAAAGUCUUUUACUUGGGAAUGAGUUUUAGUGUUUGGUUAGUUUUACAGUUUCCAUGUUCUGAAGUGCUAUUUAUUGACUCCACAGUGAAAUGACGCUGUGACUGUUUUUCCCUCCAAGAUCAGUUUUGUUGUGUAGUUGCUGAGAUUGUGUGUAACUGAGCUGCGACUGUAUGGUUCAAACAGAGACCAAUUUCAUUAAAAUGAGGAAGUAACA